This is a messenger RNA of Amaranthus tricolor (Joseph's coat), 2026 nucleotides long. RefSeq names its product PHD and RING finger domain-containing protein C126.07c-like. The coding region runs from base 412 to 1044 and encodes 210 amino acids. The transcript is spliced from 10 exons. Gene Ontology annotation, molecular function: metal ion binding. The record is from RefSeq and is a predicted model, not a curated record. Lineage: Eukaryota; Viridiplantae; Streptophyta; Magnoliopsida; Caryophyllales; Amaranthaceae.
CCACUCCCCCCUCUUUCUUUCUCUUUAGUCGCCAAAAUGGGCCCCGCUUAACUUUUCAAAAUUCCAAGUCUAAGCAUUGAACAAUGGCAACUGGCAAGUGGCAGGCAUCCCAUCCUUCCACAUUCCACCCAUCCUCCUGCCAAUUUGGCACCGUUUCUGCCUACUUUUUUUGUUGUACACACUCCUCACCAUUUACUCCUCUUUUAACUAAUUCUCACAUUUCUCUUAAAUCCCAAUUCCUCCGGAACCACUACUUCCAAUACCUCAUCAACAAAUCCACCUUUCAAUAUUCAAUUUUUUAUUUUGAAUUUUGAAUUUUGAAUUUUGAAUUUUCUCAUCUAAAUCAUGAACUGAAAUGAUUCUGGAAGUUGGAUUUUGAGCUGAAGUUGUACUGUUUUAGAGGUGGAGAUUAUGGAGGUUGGAUUAUUCCAGAGGAAUGUACAGUCAGAAGAAGAUACGGUUGAAGUUGAUGCUGAAUAUGAUAAUCUGGGCACUGAAGGUGAAAGAUGUGGGAUAUGCAUGGAUGUUGUCAUUGAUCAGGGAGUUCUGGACUGCUGUCAGCAUUGGUUUUGUUUUGUCUGCAUUGAGAACUGGGCUUCUAUCAUAAAUCUUUGCCCAUUGUGUCAGAGCGAAUUUCAAUUGAUCACUUGUGUUCCAGUGUUUGACACAAUUGACAGCAACAAAAAUGAUGAUGACUCAGAUUUCAGAGAUGGUGACUGGCGUGUUGAAGGGAAGGACAACACACUUUCCUUUCCAUCAUAUUACAUUGAUGAAAAUGCAGUGACUUGUUUGGGUGGAGAUGGCUGCAAAAUACGGAGUGGUUCAGUGACUUAUGAAGAAACAAUAACUCAUGAUACUUCCAUUGCUUGCGAUUCGUGUGAUACAUGGUAUCAUGCUUUUUGUGUCGGAUUUGAACCCGAAGGCACAAGUGUUGAUUCAUGGUUGUGCCCUAGAUGUCUAGCUAAUGGAGCACACCAGAAGUCUCACUUCAAAGAAAUGUAUAGUUUGGGAAAUGAUGCUGAUCCUCAUCAAAGGAAUGGCUGAAUUUGAGUACCACUUUCUGGAGUUACACCUCUGGUUGGAUGUCUAGCUAAUGAUUAAUGAGUAGAUAGGAGACUUCAAGGAAAUGUACAUUAGUAUAUAUGCUGAUCUGCCUUCAAACUAACUAUAUUAUUUGCUUGGAUCUGAUGUCUCAAUGAUCCUGGUUGUGCGAGCUUAAUAUAGAAAAGAAAGUGGACUCUGUAUCACUUCCUGGAUAUACACUUCUGGUUGGAGAAUAUGAAGAGCUAUAUGGUCCAGGCAAGGAGCCGGUAAUCCAACAAUUAUCUGAUUUGGUUCCAGUCGAAAAUUCAGCUUUGUAGAGUGCCAAUAAUUUUGAUGUCAGGUAUCGUUUACAAGUAUUGUGGUUUUUUGAUUGUCUUCACGGAAUUAAUGCUGAGACAAAUUCGUCAAACUCUUCUGAACCUAAACGAAAAUUGGAGAAGAGAAGAUUAGUGAUGUGAAGAUUGAUAAGAAAAGCGAGCAAGCUGACUUUUCUUUAAAAGGUUGAAGCUUAUACACCAUAAACGAGCACAUCAAGGCACUCUGCAAAACCGGUGUAUUAACAGUGGAACAAUAUCGAUGGACAGUGAAGAAAAUGGAGAAAACCAACCGAGAAGGUGAAGAAGCAGCUGGAUGAACUGAACAACUCGUUGAGACGGAUAAGCACAAGAAAAUAAGUAGUUUUCCUUCCAAUUUAUGUGAACUAAUUUAACAAAUCUCCUAUUCUUUUUCUUGUACAUACGAAUUGAUAUCAGCCUGAUCGCGUUCUUGUCUUUCAUGUUAAAUUGACUAAAUCUCUAACCAAGCAUGUAGAGAAAGAAACUGUAAGUAGAUGCUUUGUCCAAUUUUUUUUGACGGGUUGUGGAUCCAUGUUUAUUUAUGUAGCAUAAUGCUUGGAUUUCUUUACAUCCUUUCCAUCUGAAGUAAAGAAUAUAGACUUAAUAGUUAGCUAUAAAUACAAAAGAAUGCAUGUGAGUUGUGUCUC